AUGGACGAGUCGACACGAAGACAGUACCUCGCUGACGACCCACCAACCGUGGUUAAGCUUGCCAUCAAGCCUCACUUCGAUGCGUUAAACGACCAAGAGAAGAAGUACGCUCACUACACUUCUCGAGCAGCUUUUUCUGGGACGAGGAUCAAUCUUCGGCAGGUUUCACCCGAGUCGGAACCGAUCUACGAUUUCAUACUCGAGCUAUAUAAGCAUUGCAAUGCAGGCGACUGGAAGAAACUUGCAUCCGAGGCUGGCCUCUCUGAUGACGAUCUCAAACACUUCAUGAGUUACUCGGCGCAGUUUCUGGGCAACACAGGCAACUACAAGUCCUUCGGGGACAGCAAGUUCAUCCCAAAGUUGUCUUCGGAGAAGUUUGCGGCCAUUGCUAAGCUCUCUCCGAAAUCGUCGAAACUAUAUGACACGUUCAAGGAUGAUCUGUACGAGUCGAAGGCGCCUGCCCAGAUGCACCUCGGAUACCCAGACAAAGGUCACGUAUCAACAUAUUACCCUGAUUCGCCGAAUAUCACGCAUGACGAGAUUGAGAAAGUGUCCUCUUUCUUGAAGAAUGAAGGCCUAAUGCCAGAAAAUACCCGCUUGCGGAAGACGCACGCCGGAGACUUUGAAUUGCUAAUUGCCUCGGCGGUCGAUGAUCCUGAAGCUCGCGAUGUCAAGAAUUCAGAGUGGACUUUGGAUGGCGCUCUAAAGGGCAAGAAGCUACGUCUGGUCUACGGAGACUACUCUACUGAGAUGGCUAAAAUUGCUCAGAACCUGAUGGAAGCGAAGAAGCAUGCUUUGAACGAUGAAGAAAGCAAGAUGCAGGCUGAGUAUGUGAAGUCGUUUCAUGAUGGCUCAAUGCUCGCGCAUAUGGAGUCACAACGGCACUGGAUCCGUGACAAAGGCCCUAUGGUCGAGUGCAACAUCGGCUUCAUCGAGACGUACCGUGAUCCGCACGGCAUCCGGGGCGAGUGGGAGGGCUUUGCAGCGAUGGUCAACAAAGAGCGCACGCGAGCUUUCGGCAAGCUUGUAGAGUCUGCGCCCAGUCAGAUUCCGAAGCUGCCAUGGCCGAAGGAGUUCGAGAAAGACAACUUCCUCGCUCCGGACUUUACCAGCCUCGAGGUAUUGACCUUCGCGGGCUCCGGUAUCCCGGCUGGCAUCAACAUCCCGAACUACGACUCGAUCAGACAGAAUGAGGGCUUCAAAAACGUGUCGCUUGGUAACGUACUGAGUGCGGAGUCGGCCAAGGAGCCAACCACGUUCCUUAGAGACGAAGAUCAGGACGUGUUUGACAAGCGCAAAGAUCCUGCGUUCGAGGUACAGGUCGGCUUGCAUGAGCUGCUUGGUCAUGGUUGCGGGAAGCUGUUGCAAGAGACAGAACCAGGCAAGUAUAACUUCGACAAGCAAAAUCUGCCGAUGAGCCCGGUCACUGGCAAGCCCGUUUCGACAUGGUACAAGCCAGGUGAGACUUGGGGUAGUGUCUUUGGCGGCAUGGGCCCGUCGUACGAGGAGUGCCGCGCCGAGAGCGUUGCGAUGUCUUUGUGCCCGGACUAUGGCAUCCUCCAGAUCUUUGGAUUCGGUGACGGCAAGGAGGAUAUCAAUAGCGAAGCCGGUGAGGUCCUGUACGUAUGCUACCUCCAAAUGGCAAGAGCUGGGUUGUGCGCGCUGCAGUACUACGAUGUGGCCUCGCGCAAAUGGGGUCAGCCUCACAUGCAAGCUCGAUUCGCCAUCUUGCAAGUCUUUCUCGAAGCUGGAGACGACUUUUGCCGCCUCGACCAUGGCAAGGAGGAUCUAUCCGACAUCAAGGUGUAUCUCGCCAAGAACAAGAUUCAAUCACACGGACGACCAGCGAUCAACAAGUUCUUGCAAAAGCUGCAAACCUUCAAAGCCACGGCGGACUUCGAGGCCGGCAAGAAGCUCUACGAACAUUACACGAAUGUCAAUGAUUGGUACGCGAACAAGGUGCGACCGGAGGUGCUACGCCAGGCCAAGCCAAGAAAAGUCUUUGUGCAGGCCAACACCGUCCUCGAGGGCGACAAGGUCGUGCUGAAAGAAUACGAGCCAACUCCGGAGGGCAUGAUCCAGAGUUUCGUCGACCGAGACUAUAUCUAG
Messenger RNA from Baudoinia panamericana UAMH 10762, 2109 nucleotides. RefSeq lists its product as uncharacterized. The record is from RefSeq and is a predicted model, not a curated record. Gene Ontology annotation, biological process: proteolysis. The transcript has 4 exons. Gene Ontology annotation, molecular function: dipeptidyl-peptidase activity; metalloexopeptidase activity. Lineage: Eukaryota; Fungi; Ascomycota; Dothideomycetes; Mycosphaerellales; Teratosphaeriaceae. Bases 1 to 2109 code for a protein of 702 amino acids. Gene Ontology annotation, cellular component: cytoplasm.